AUGGUGUUUACCUUCUUUGAACAACGUCUGAUCUCGCUGUGUUUCGUAGCCUUUGGAUUCUAUAACAAUUGGAGAAACUUCGUGCCUAACUCCCGGGAGCUCUACACCUGGCUGGCGUUGGUCAUUAUCCUUGCCUGUUUCCCCCUUCUGCCGCUGUCAGAGGGUUACCAAAAUUUGUAUCUUUUUCUUUCUGUCAUUGUGCUAGUAUUUCUAAGAGCAUUUUGGUCCAAGAAGCGGCGCUUCAGUUACAGUUAUCACACCAAGUACUGUAAUGCCCUGAUCCUGUUGAACACCAUCAUCUGUGCGUAUUUUGAUUCAGAGGAAUACGACGUACCCAUCUUGCUAUACCUAGCCAGCUGGUCUUUCUUGAUCUAUGCCUUUGUCUCAAUUCUAACGAACAAGGAGUCGAAUCUGGAGCAGAGUCUGGACCAGAUCUGCUUUAAUCUGGGAUCGCUCCAUGCUCUGCUUUCCACCUCAUACGAAUCCGUCUUCGUGCAGCUGCUCACCAUGGAACUUAGCCUAUCGCUCGCCGCUACGAACUCGGUCAAAUCAGUUCCACGUGUGGCCUUCAGUAUUCUCCUGUAUACAUUAUUCUCAUUCUUUGGCAUGGAAUCUUUUGAAUCGGUCGACAAUCUGUUUGAUUCCAACAGUGGGCGCUGCUUCCUCUGGCAGUAUACGCCGUAUAUCACCAUUGGUCUUGUUCUGUUGAAGCACUCCCUGCCGGUGCUGCUAAACAUGUCCAUUCUCUAUACGCACUACGAGUAUGCCCGUCAGAGGGAGAAGAGAAUCUUCAUCUGCAUAUUGUUCAUUUGCAACAUAAUGGGACUGAACUUCCUGUUCCUGGUGCGCAGUCGGGGAUCCUGGAAAGAUAUGGGGGCUUCAAUAAUUAAUUUCUACAUCAUGGGGUUAAUUACGCUGAUUAUUCUUCUGCUGUCCUGGGUCGCACAGCUGCUGCUGGGCCUGAUUGCAAUCGUCUACCGGCACGUCUGA
This is a messenger RNA of Drosophila miranda, 990 nucleotides long. RefSeq names its product GPI ethanolamine phosphate transferase 1-like. Bases 1 to 990 code for a protein of 329 amino acids. Gene Ontology annotation, biological process: GPI anchor biosynthetic process. Gene Ontology annotation, molecular function: mannose-ethanolamine phosphotransferase activity. NCBI's taxonomy places the organism in Eukaryota, Metazoa, Arthropoda, Insecta, Diptera, Drosophilidae. The record is from RefSeq and is a predicted model, not a curated record. Gene Ontology annotation, cellular component: endoplasmic reticulum membrane. The transcript has a single exon.